Molecule: messenger RNA, 1377 nt
Organism: Dichotomopilus funicola
Lineage: Eukaryota; Fungi; Ascomycota; Sordariomycetes; Sordariales; Chaetomiaceae
Product: Zinc/iron permease
Exons: 5
Coding region: 1-1377 (458 amino acids)
Biological process (GO): zinc ion transmembrane transport
Cellular component (GO): plasma membrane
Molecular function (GO): zinc ion transmembrane transporter activity
Source: RefSeq, a predicted model, not a curated record
AUGGCUCAAGAUGGCGCCUCUGCGGUCUCCGACAUGGAUCUCAUGAGCGGGAAGCCGGCGUGUGGCAGCGGGGAGGAAGUUGGCGAGUAUGAUCUCGGGCUCCAUGUUGCUGCUCUGUUCCUGGUGCUGGCGGCCUCGAUUUUCGGCGCUGGAUUCCCUGUUGUGGCAAAGAAGGUCAAGUGGGUGAAGGUCCCGAGGAAGACCUUCUUCAUCUGCAAGCAUUUUGGAACGGGCGUCCUGAUUGCGACAGCUUUCGUACAUCUUCUCCCCACGGCUUUCGGAAACCUCCUCGACCCGUGCCUCCCCGACCUCUUCACCGACCAAUAUCCCGCCCUGCCCGGCGUCAUCAUGAUGGCUUCCAUGUUCUGCCUCUUCAUCGUGGAGAUGUGGAUCAACAGCAAGCUGGGCGGCCACACUCACGGCGGCCCCAUGGGUUUCGACUCUGCAGUACCCCCGGCUGGCGGCCAGGUUCAGGUCCACCACAACCGUGGUGCGCCCCCUCCGCGCCCCCCGAGGUACACCAACGCGACCGAUUUUGAGAUCGAUGACAUCGAAGAUGAAAAGAAGGCCGCGCAGAAGAUGUACGACGAGAAGAUGCGCAAGUUCACCCACGGCGCGGAGGACCCCUACAACGGUGACGACAAGGACGAGCUCGAGGCUCGCUCCGAAAUGCCCCCCUGGUUCAUCGUCUUCUACGAGCAAUAUGUCCGCCAACGCCUCGAGAUGAUGAACAUGAUCAAAUCCACGGCCCGUCAGCAACAGCGGCAACAGUACCAAAUCGAGAAUAACACCAGCACCCCUGACAAGCGCCAGACAAUCAUCACCGAAACUGCCCUGGCCGACUCCCCUUACAUCGACGUAGAGACGGGCCAGGCGGUUGAUCCAGCCGUGUUCCGCAAGAUGUCGCUCAACAUCACCCUGCUGGAGGGCGGUAUCCUGUUCCACUCGGUGUUUGUCGGCAUGACGGUCAGCAUCACGAUUGAGGGCUUUAUUGUCCUGUUGAUUGCUAUUCUGUUCCAUCAGAUGUUUGAAGGGCUUGGUCUCGGCUCGCGUAUCGCGGCGGUGCCAUAUCCCAAGGGAAGCAUCCGGCCGUGGGUUUUGGUUGUGGCGUUUGGUACGACCGCGCCGCUGGGUCAGGCGAUUGGGUUGGCUGUGCGGGACUCGUAUGAUCCGAAUAGCGCAUUUGGGUUGAUCAUUGUGGGGAUAUUCAAUGCUAUCUCCUCCGGUCUGCUGCUUUACGCUGCGUUGGUCGAUCUCCUGGCCGAAGACUUCCUGUCCGAGGAAGCCCAGUUGCUCAGCAAAAAGGACCGCAUCACCGCUUUUGUUUUUGUCAUUCUUGGAGCCAUGGGCAUGUCUAUCGUUGGUGCAUUUGCCUAA